AUGAGAUUAUAGGUUUAUUCCAAAGCGCUUGGUUCCGGAGUGGCCUGUUAUUUGUUUGAGCCGUGGGAUUAAAUAUUGGUCGCCCUCCACCCCGAGACAAAAUGAAUAUGUAUGCUGUGCCCAGCCCGGGAAUACCAGGCUGUCCACCAGGCUUAGAAUACCUGACUCAGGUGGAUCAGCUCCUCAUCAAACAGAAAGUUGAGAUCAUUGAAGCCCUUGUUGGUUUCGAGAGUAACAACAAGUAUGAAGUGCGUAACGUCAUGGGACAGAAUGUGUACUACGCCGUGGAGGAGAACGACUGUCUGAGCCGACAGUGCUGCGGGCCCCUGCGCUCCUUCACCAUCCGCGUCCUCGAUAACUAUGGACAAGAGAUCAUCACUGUCACCAGGCCGCUGAAGUGCAUGUCCUGCUUCUUCCCUUGUUGUCUACAAGAGCUGGAGGUGCAGGCGCCCCCGGGUAACAUAGUGGGAUACGUUCUACAACAGUGGCACCCGUUCUCGCCUAAAUUCAUCGUUGAGAACGAACACAGAGAGCCUGUGCUGAAGAUCCAUGGACCCUUCUGUGGAUGGAGCUGCCUUCCAGAUGUUGACUUUGAGAUUUUGACGAUGGAUGAAACCAGUAAGAUUGGAAAAAUCAGUAAGCAGUGGACGGGCCUUCUCCGGGAGGCCUUCACAGACUCAGACAACUUUGGUAUCCAGUUUCCCAUGGAUCUGGAUGUGAGGAUGAAGGCUGUGAUGAUUGGUGCAUGUUUUCUCAUUGAUUUCAUGUUCUUUGAGAGUUCUAACAACUAGGAGCCGAGUAGGAUUUCGCAGCCAGCAAACAACAUUCCUGGAGGAACAAGGCCAUAAAGCCAUGGUGAUCUGCCCUAACUGUCCUAAUCUAGUACACCUUUCAAAUGGCUAGUUUAGCGAAAGGACCAAGCGGUUCCAAAAUGCGUUAAUCUAACAUGAACAAUGGAAUAGAGAGUUUGUUUUAGUCUUAACUACUCAGGUUGGAUGUUAGAACACGUUGCUGUUUCUGAAAAGGAAUCUGGUGAGGGUUGUGAGUACACAGUGGGGUGUUUUUAGAUUAUGUUUGUGACAUAGUCUUUGUGUGUUUACAUUGUGGUCACUGGGCCCAAAACCCUCAGUUUAGAACAAAAAAAAUGCUUGAAUUGGAAGCUUUCACCCAUCGACCACAUAACAAGCCAAAAGAAAAACACCAUUGCAGGCAUAUGCUGUCAACACACAAGCUGUGAAAACAAAGACCAGUGGCAUGAUGAUACGAGUGCAAAAGUGAUCGACCCAUUGUAUUUGUCUGAUUUGGUCCUAAUUAGAAUUGUGAAGUUAUUUAUUUAUAUAACAAUACGCUUGUAGUUAUAUUGUGUUCAAACUGAAGGAGUCAUGGAAUGUGAUGGUUCUGUAGCCAAGAUAUUCAAAUGUAUUAUUUACUGACUUUUAUUCAUUUAUUUAUUUAUUUGUCAGCAUAGCAGUGUGCCUGCACGUGUGCAUGUGUGUGUGUAUGUGUGUGUGUGUUCUAACUAAACAAAAUAUAAUGUGAUUGUAGUAAUAUUUUCAAUGGCAUAAUGAAAAUGAAUUUCACAGCUCUUUAGGCUGGUGGUGUUUUUGGUUAGAUUACUACUUUCAUGUACUUUCCCACUCUUGUCCACAAGAGGGAGUCAGCAUUUCACUAAAGAAUGACCCACUGUACAAGCCAAAUGAACAAACCUAAUACCUGCUCCAACACUCACAUAUUAUGCCAUAUGAUUUCCUCCAAUAUUAGUGUCUGAUGAUGCUGUAUAUUUUGGUACAAACUCAGGUUUUAAUGCAUGCUACUGUAAUCUAGGCACUGGGAAUUACACACCUGCAAGUGAUACUAUGACUGCAAAGAGAGAUAAUAUUUUGCAUUUUUUUCCUCUUUUUUUACAUUAAAACAUAUUUUCAUCUGAACAUACUUACUUUGCAUUCCUUUAUAUCAACUGGACAGUGAACGUAGGCUGAGUUAUCUUCACUGCUGUGUUAACCAACAGUGUAGCCACAACAACACGGCAAUACUGCAGUUAGAUAAAGCCUUGAUUUCUGUUUGGAUUCCCGUUAACGGUGCUGUGCAUCAACUCUAAUGCAGUAUACUGUCAUUUGAUGAGUUUGAUCAUCAGUGGGAAGUCAAAUACGGGACGGCAGGAUGUAAACAUUUAACUUCGCUAUUGUAGCAAAGACACCAGAUUGUAAAGUAGCUGCUGUGUCAACACUAUAACCGUAAAAAGAUCUUAAAUAGAGGCAUCUUGGUAAAAGUGUCUACUUUCUCCAGAACUCAUGCACGUCACAUGGUCAAGUCAUUAUGUAGGUUCACAACACAUGUCAAAUUGGAAUAGAGAAAAUGACUUGACUGGGAUACAGGAACUGACUUUAGGGCACUGAAAAUGAAUCAACACUGCAAAAAUUAUCCACCCUACCCUAAUUAUCCCACUUCAUUGGCAGCCUCAGUUUAAAUGGCUUGUUAAGAUGGGAUUUUUUUGCAGUGUAUGUUUUCUGUUUUCAGAGUUUAAGUGCUUUAGCAUUGUCAAGGCAGUGUGCAACUUAAGGAAAUCUGAAUAGAGUUUUUGGACUUGAGGUUAGGUUUAACAGUGCUAUAACUGUCACAUGAUUCAUUUGGCAGGCCUAAUGUCGGAGAAUGUAGUUCCAUAGCACAUGCUUAUUAAUGAUGGGACUUUGGUGCUUCUUCCUCUGAAGGCUCUUUGGUUGUGUUUUUCAAGCCAAAAAAUAAAGUCAGAAUGGGAUAAAAAAAAAAAAGGGAUCUCAGCUCUUCUCGUAUAAAGUGCCAGUCAGUUAUGUGAAAAACCAAUUAAAUGUUCUACUUUUGCACUAAUACUGUGAACUAAUAAAACACUUAGUCAUGCAAAGACGCAAACUCUGUGAGCUAUGCUAUAAUUGUGCAAAUAGAGUCCAUGGAAACACACAAAUAAAAACAAAGUGAUGUUGUUGU
Myripristis murdjan (pinecone soldierfish) is the source of this 2961-nucleotide messenger RNA. Its product is annotated as phospholipid scramblase 1. Bases 102 to 791 code for a protein of 229 amino acids. The record is from RefSeq and is a predicted model, not a curated record. Gene Ontology annotation, biological process: plasma membrane phospholipid scrambling. The transcript is spliced from 7 exons. NCBI's taxonomy places the organism in Eukaryota, Metazoa, Chordata, Actinopteri, Holocentriformes, Holocentridae. Gene Ontology annotation, molecular function: phospholipid scramblase activity. Gene Ontology annotation, cellular component: plasma membrane.